Molecule: messenger RNA, 309 nt
Organism: Tetrahymena thermophila SB210
Lineage: Eukaryota; Ciliophora; Oligohymenophorea; Hymenostomatida; Tetrahymenidae
Product: transmembrane protein, putative
Exons: 1
Source: RefSeq, a predicted model, not a curated record
AUGAUAAAAGAAUUAAUUAUUGUUAAAAACCUAUUCAUGUAUUGGUUUUCCUGCUAACACUACAAGUUUAGCUCCUUAAUUUCCAGAUUUUAGAUUUAUUGUGUUUUCUUAUUAAACUUCAAAAGAAGCAGCCUGAUAUUAUUAUAUUUUUACUUAGUUUUGCCCUGCUCUUGCCUCUCCAUCAUACAAGUAAACUAGCCCCUGGUAAUGGUCAGGUACAGUCUACUCAAAGUAGUAAUUUUUAGGAAGGUGUAUGUCAAGAUAAAAAAUAGGAGUACAUGUUUAUACUGGACCAGUAACUCCAUAUGA